Xenopus laevis (African clawed frog) is the source of this 2688-nucleotide messenger RNA. Its product is annotated as adenosine receptor A1-like. The coding region runs from base 225 to 1313 and encodes 362 amino acids. NCBI's taxonomy places the organism in Eukaryota, Metazoa, Chordata, Amphibia, Anura, Pipidae. The record is from RefSeq and is a predicted model, not a curated record. The transcript is spliced from 2 exons.
GAAAGGAGAGUGAAGGGGGGGGGCAGUUGAGAUUUAUAGAGGAGGGAAAGAGAAAUUACAUUUUCAGUCUCCCCUUUCUGUUCAAAUUAAGGCAACACUUUCUCCUCUGCACCACAUCCUCCAGUUCAUGGUCACAGUAUAUCUUUCCAGCAGGGACUACGCAACAGCCAGAGAGACAUCAUAAUGGAUUCUUUACUCUGAGUGGAAUUUCUUAUCCUUUUCCAAUGCUUGGUAACACUUCUUCCACCUGGAACUGCAGUUUCUGCAACUGGUCUCUUCUUGGUGACACCUUAAAGAUCUCUCUCAUGGUUCUGCUCAUUUUGACCAUCAUAGCAGGCAAUGUGGUGACUCUUCUUGUCUUCCUAAGGAACAAGCUGUUUAGGACAUCCCAAGGUUUCCUUAAGGCUUCUUUGGCACUUGCUGACUUGGCUGUUGGUUUGCUAGUAAUACCAUAUUCAGUAUACAGAGAGAUGAUCCAUAUAUUAUAUGGUAUAGAGGAAGAUGAAGGCCCAUCUGUACUUAAUUUCAUUGGUCCCUGUUUUAUCAUGGGGCCACUCUUUGCUGGCUGCACCUUUGUCUCCAUUUCUACCAUCUUCCUUCUGUCUGUAGAGAGGAGCAUUGCUGUUCUAAGACCACUUCAUAAGAGGAUUGUGGUCACCAGAAGGAGAACUUGUUGUCUUAUUGCCUUCUCUUGGGUUUUUAGCUUUGUGUUAGCGUUGAUGCCAAUGUUCUUCAGUCAGGACAUAACUCUGGAGUACAGCAUCUGCAGCAAGAUGUGUAACUAUGUAUUCACAACUGACCAGCCCAAUGACCCCAGCUUGAACAUCAUGCUUAUCUUCCCUGUGUUUGACUUUUCCCUCUUGGGUGGAACAUUUGCAAUAAAUUUCAUCACUUUUGCAGCCAUCAGGCAGUACUGCAAGACAAGAAAGCAACUGGAGGGAGAUGCCCAGAGCCCUUGCAGCAAAGUUUCAUUUUCAGACAUAACUGCAGCCAAAACCAUCGGCAUUGUCACCUUUGCCUUCUCUGCCUCCUUCAGCCCCAUAGCAGUUUUUGUAGUGGGUAAUGUCAUGGGAUACCAAUGGUGCGAAUUCUCUUUUUAUGCAUUCUGGAUCCUUACCUCCAACAGCUGCUGGAACGUGGUCAUCUACAGUGCCCGAGAUUUAAGAUUCCGACAGGGUGUGAGGGAAAUCUUUAGUAGACAGGUGCCAAAUUCUCCAAACCACCAACCAAGGUCUCCUUUUCCUGCUAAAGAGGACAUCUCGUCUCCAUGUGUGGCUGCCCUUAAGGAGAUAUUCCGACCUGAUACAGCCUGACCUUUGUGUGUAUUAUUUAGGAAUGAUGCAAAUGACAGGGAAUCCAGAAUUGUGUUAAUUUUGUUGAUCCAUAUAAUAUAGGACCCAUUUUUAAAGACUUGAAUUCCAGAAUGCAAUCUUAUCAUCAUACAGUAAAACAUCUGGCGUGGGUUAAUACAUGAGCACGCACAGCCACAUUAACACCUUCCAGAUAAAAAUGUGAAUGGAUACAUGUAAUAAGAGUUGCUACUACUUAAUUAUUCCCAUGCAUGAAAUUUAGGGGAAUGAAUACUUGCUGAACUUUGUAAAAUGAUCGGGCAAAUACUGGGAUUAUCUUGGCUCCAUCAGAGCUUUGCACAGUAGUGUGGAUUUAUUUUUUUGGUUUGAACACUAAACUCUGUUAUUAUAAAAACAUAUUGCCUUCCAGAUUCCAGUUAAACUACAUGCCUCAGAAUGGUGGGCAUUGCAGCUCAUUAACUUCAGGAAGACUGUAGAGUAUUCUAAUAGAGACCAUAUCAAAAUGGGCUCUUCACCAGCUGAGGUACCUUUAAAUAUUAAAUUGUUUAUAAGCUGCAUUCAGGUUAUAUUGCAUCACGUGAACAUCAGUGGAAGCCUAAACUGAUAAUGAUUUGACCAUUCCAGAAUAAGUUAUUAUUGGAGGACUACAGAAGAGACUCUCAGUGCUAUUCCUGCCACAUUAACUCUUUCAUUGAUGAAAAAUGAGAAUUUGUUAUGCAGUAUUUAGAUAUACAUUUUAAAUAUUUUUUCUUACUGCAUGCCUAAUAUUAUAGAUAGUUUACAAGCUGCUGGACACAGCAAAACAUAUUAUAGGUAUGGGGUCUGUUAUCCGGAAACCCAUUAUCCAGAAUGUGCUGAAUUACGACAAGACUCCCAUAGAUUCCAUUUCAUCCAAUUAAUCCAAAUUAAUCCUAUGGGAACCUGAGGCUUGGAUGGGGGACCAGCCUAGGAGUGAGAUUUAAGAAGAAAUGCCUAAAUUUUAUUACGUUUGUGAAAACACAAAAUUCCAGCAUAGUUGUGGUAAUGCUCCACUUGCCUCCCACCAUAACUGCUUUUUGGGUUUUGAUGCAAAUGGCGUGUAAGUUGGGUCCAACAUUUUCAAAAUAAGGCUUGCUUCAGUAUCAGGAUUGGCAGGUACAGUAUUUGUAUACAAUUCACUGGACCUUGAUGAAUUAAGUCUUCUUUGCCUCCAAAGUGCACCUGGACUUUGAGGUGCGUUUGUAAAUUACCCCGUACUCCUAUAGCUCCAUAUAAUUUCUACCUAUAGUUUAUCCUAUUGCUUGAAUUCGCUGUCACUAUAUUACCUCCUAUUGCUUCAUAUAAACCUCCAAAUAACUCUUCAUAUUGCUCCAUAUAACCCUCCCUAUAACUCCUCCUA